This is a messenger RNA of Anthostomella pinea, 2535 nucleotides long. The record is from the annotation of a GenBank genome assembly. NCBI's taxonomy places the organism in Eukaryota, Fungi, Ascomycota, Sordariomycetes, Xylariales, Xylariaceae.
AUGGCUUCUGUCAACAAGCCCACCGACACCAAGGUGAAGGAGGCCGAUGUCAACCGCAAGCUCCAGAUCUACGGCAUCAUCAAUGCCUUCCAGCAAGGCAAGGUGCCCUCCAACGACCAGAUCGACGUCGCGCUCAACAGCUUUCUCGCCUCCAAAGUUCUGAAGAGCCCGUCGCAGAAGCUCUCCCCCGAGGGACGCGCCCUCGUCGGAGACUUCCAGGUUGUCGUGAAGCAGGCCAAACACCUGCUAUUGUCCAAGAACGAGGGAAAUCUUCUGCAGGACUUCAUCUGGCAGACGCAGCACUUCGAUGCGAAGACUGUGGGCGCCCCCGGUGCCCCCGUCGACAAGGAGACCGCGAAGCAGCACGGCGAUCAGGCAUUGGAGGGCCUGAGGACUCUGGGUACAUUGCUCAUCACGAACGGCCAGUUCCGCAAGCUACUGAAUGAUGCUAGCACCCUCCUGCGCGACAUGGUCGGCGAUGCUGCCGAAACUGCCGCUACCAAAGUUAAGCCCUCCGAGGACGCCCUCUCACAGAUCGACCGACCCGCCGAGGAUAACACUUGGCAUGAUGCCCCCGAUUUCUCCAAGGAGAACAUCAAGGGCCAGUUGAACAGCUUGUCCAAGAGUGACCCUACCAAGGAUGCUAAGGCUGUCGCCUCUUCCGGUGCCGACGCCGCGCAGCAAAACACGAGCAACACAAUCGACAACCGGGAUGAUGCUCAGCGCAACGCCCAGGCCGGCGGUCAGGCUGGUGCUAAGGCUGCUGUCAAUGAGGCCAAGGCGAGAGUUCCUGACGAGACCCAGGAGAACGCGAAGAAGGCUGCUGCCGAGUAUCGCGCUCGGGUAAAGCAGUAUCUGUCCAAGAAGGUGCCCCAGGACCGACGUGAGCAGACUAUCUGGCGCUUGAAGAAAAUGGUACUUGAGUGCCAGCAGCAUCCCGAUUAUCAGCAGGCUAUCUCUACUUUGCUCGAUCUGGCCGAACAGUACGGCUCCCAUGGCAAGAGGGUGGCCACGUCUGGCACUGGAACGGUACAGGAAGCCAGAUCCGGCCUCGCCGCCGCUGAAGCUGAUCUCAAGACUCUGAUCGAGCGUUUUGCCAACGGUACCUCCAGCGACGACCUCUGGUCCUCCAUCAACGCUAUGUACGAGGCUGCCGACAGGGACCCAGAGCUCAAGAACUGGUUCAAGUCUCUCGACUCAUACAUCCGGCGAUGCCUGCAGGAGCAGGGCUACAUCAUGGAUGACGAUUCCAACGAGCAGUGGCACCGUCUGCACGACCACGGCAACUACCUGCUGCGCGAGAAGUACAAGGCUGGCACCGACCGCAUCGUCGACGAGAUCAAGUUCUUAGCCGAGCAAUUCGAUCAUGAUGCCCAGAAUAAAGCCUUUGCUGCGUCCAUGCAGAAGCUAUUUAAGGAUCUUGGCAACGACGAGAACGGCAAGCCCACCUUCAAGCCGCAUUUGAUCAAGGAUCUUACCGAUGUCAUCCUCCCGGCCGCCUUUGAGAACAUCGCAUACAUCCCUAUCCCCCGGAUCGAGUACUCCGACCCGCAGAUCGAUGCCGUCGUGGAGAAUCUUGUCCUGGAGAGUGACAACUUCAUGCCCAACGUGUUGGAGGUUGCUAGCGACAACUACUUCCGCUGGGGCCGCAAGAAGAUUGCCAGCAAGAACAAGAACUCUAUUGACGUCAAGGUCACCGGAAUCCAGAUGGACCUGCGCGACGUGAGCUACCACGUCAAGCGCAAGCAGGGAUUCCCCUCCAUCACCGAUACUGGUGUUGCCAACAUCACGAUGGGCGGCGAUGGCUUCUGCUUCCGCAUGAAGCUGUCUACUGCGGAUGAGAACGACAAGCAACACUUCUUCAAGAUCGACAAGGUCGACGUCGAUGUCACGCACCUCCAGGUCAAGCUCGUCAAGUCCAACCACAAGCUACUAUUCGGCCUCUUCAAGCCCAUCAUGCUUAAGGUGCUCCGCCCUGUCAUACAGAAGACCUUCGAGAAGCAGCUCAAGGACCAGUUCAACAAGUUCGACGAGAUGGCCUACCUGGUCAAGCAAGAAGCUGACCGUGCCCUCGAGGAGGCCCGCUCCGACCCUGAGAACGUGCCCAACAUGUACCAGCGCUACAUGAACGCCGCUCAGAAGCAGGUGCUGCGGGGCAAGCAGAAGGCCGAGAAGACGGCAAACGAGACCAAGGUCAACUAUGCUGUCACCAAGGAGGAAAGCAUCUUCCCUAACAUCCACCUUCCCGGUGGCAUCAGCUCCAAGGCCACCGAAUACAAGGAGCUUGCGCGCAAGGGUGACAAGUGGGAGAGCCCCGUCUUCUCCAUUGGCAGUGCCUCAAAGAGCCACGACAUCCCGUCUGCUCCCAAAGUCACUCGCAAGGCCCACGCUGUCGCUGGCAGCGGUACCAACGGCAACCACUCCAGUGGUAACUACCCCAGUGGCAACUACUCCAGUGGCAACCACUCUAACGGUAUUGCGCUGCACGGUAACUAUGCCGGGGCCCCCGUGACUGGAAACACUACUACGAUCUAG